AUGUGGCUGGCGGUGCUGUGUGUCCUGUGUCUGCUGCCUGGUGGCCCAGCCCUGCCGCUCCCCGGGGAGGCGGGCGGCCACAGUGAGUCGCAAUGGAGACAGGCUCAGGAGUAUCUCAAGAGGUUUUACCCAUCUAACUCAAAACCGAGGGCUUCCAAUGGCAUUGGAGCCCAACUCAAGCAGAUGCAAAAGUUCUUUCGCCUGCCAGAAAGCGGAGUGCUGGACUCCCGCAUAAUAGUGAUAAUGCAGAAGCCCAGAUGUGGACUUCCGGAUGUUGGGGGGUACUCACCAUCUAGAAACACGCCGAAGUGGACUUCCCAAGUGGUCACCUACAGGAUUGGAUCAUAUACUCGAGACAUACCACGUGUCACAGUGAAUCAGUUAGUGGCAAAGGCCUUUAAUAUGUGGAGCAAAGAGAUCCCGCUGUCCUUCAGAAGAGUUACAAUGGGAACUGCCGAUAUCAUGAUUGGCUUUGCAAGAGGAGCUCACGGAGACUUCUACCCAUUUGACGGACCAGGAGGCACACUGGCUCAUGCCUUCCAACCGGGGCCGGGCUUGGGAGGAGACGCUCACUUCGAUCAGGAUGAGCACUGGACGGACGGCAAGGGUAUAGGAGUUAACUUCCUGGUUGUUGCAACCCAUGAACUUGGCCAUUCUCUGGGCCUGGGCCAUUCGUCUGAUCCCAACUCCGUCAUGUACCCUACCUAUGGAGUCGGAGACGCUGAGAAUUUCGAGCUCUCGCCGGGUGAUAUUAGAGAAAUCCAGGAAUUAUAUGGAAACAGAAGUAGUUCAAGGAGGAAGUAGGAACUUCAGGGAGAGCACAGGUUCAUUCAUCAGAUUCCUUAUAACUGUUCUCCAACCAGAGCUAAUGUACAUGGUCCUUGAAUUCCGCUGAGCACUGACUUGGCUCUUGCCUGUAUUGUGGUUGGUUUUCACACAUCUUUAUCUCUCUUCUUCUGGGGAUGAGCCCCUUUAUGGCAUGAGUGACACAUUAAUCAAUGAUUUUCCUCAAGCAACUUCCACUUGGUAGAUAUUAAUAAAUAUUAAAUAGACAGAAAAAUAAAGCUUAUAUUCCAUGGUAAA
Messenger RNA from Suricata suricatta (meerkat), 1083 nucleotides. RefSeq names its product matrix metallopeptidase 7 (gene MMP7). Gene Ontology annotation, cellular component: extracellular matrix. The transcript has 6 exons. The record is from RefSeq and is a predicted model, not a curated record. NCBI's taxonomy places the organism in Eukaryota, Metazoa, Chordata, Mammalia, Carnivora, Herpestidae. Gene Ontology annotation, molecular function: zinc ion binding; metalloendopeptidase activity. Bases 1 to 804 code for a protein of 267 amino acids. Gene Ontology annotation, biological process: proteolysis; extracellular matrix organization; collagen catabolic process.